AUGACACUGCCAUUGCUUAACCUACGAGAGAGAGCACGAACAUGGCAGAGAAUCAGGAAUUGUUCUGUUGUGCCGUCUGUCUGGAUCUACUGAAGGAUCCGGUCACUACUGCCUGUGGACACAGUUACUGUAUGGGCUGUAUAAAAGAAAGCUGGGAUCAGGAUGAUCUGAAAGGUGUCUACAGGUGUCCCCAGUGCAGACAGACCUUUAUACCAAGGCCUGUUCUGAAGAGAAACAUUGUGCUGGCUGAAGUGGUGGAGAAUCUGAAGACGACAGGACUCCAGGCUGCUCCCCCUCCUGCUCUGUGCUAUGCUGGACCUGGAGAUGUGGCGUGUGAUUUAUGCACUGGGAUCAAAAAGCAGAAAGCCCUCACGUCCUGUCUGGUGUGUCUGGCCUCUUACUGUGAGACUCACCUCCAACCUCACUAUGAAUCUCCUGCUUUCAAGAAGCACAAGCUGGUCAAAGCCACCGGACAACUACAUGAGAAGAUCUGCUCUAACCAUGACAAACUGCUGGAGGUUUUCUGUCGUACUGAUGAGCAGUGUAUCUGUUAUCAGUGUACAAUGGAUGAACAUCAAGGCCAUGAUACAGUGUCAGCUGCAGCAGAGAGGACUGAGAAACAGAGGCAGCUGGGGAUGAGUCUGCAGAAGGUCCAGCAGAGAUCCCAGGAAAGAGAGAAGGAGCUGAAGAAGCUCCAACAGGCUGUGGAUUCUCUCAAGCACUCUACACAGGCAGCAGUGGAUGACAGUGAUCAGAUCUUUACUGAGCUGAUCCGCUCCAUUGAGAGAAAGCGCUCUGAGGUGAAGGAGCUGAUCAGAGCCCAAGAGAAGACUCAAGUGAAUCAAGCUGAAGGACUCCUGGAGCAACUGAAGCAGGAGAUAGCUGAGCUGAGGAAGAGAAGCACUGAGCUGAAGCAGCUCUCACACACAGAGGAUCACAUCCAUUUCCUUCAGAGUUAUCAGUCUCUCUCCAGUAUCAGUGUAUCUUCAGACUUACCCAGCAUCGUUGUCCGUCCCCUUCAGUACUUUGGAGAUGUGAGUAAGACUGUGUCUGAAUUGAGAGAGAAAGUAGAAGACUUCCUUAAAGGAGAAUGGACCAAGAUCUCCACUACAGUGAAUAUAGUGGAUGUUGUACUGCCUCCAGAGCCCAAGACCAGAGAAGAGUUGUUACAAUAUUCCUGUCAACUCACACUGGACCCAAACACAGCACACACACGUCUCUCUCUGUCUGAAUGGAAUAGAAAGGUGACCUAUACAGGCCAAGUCCAACCAUAUCCUGAUCAUCCAGACAGAUUCACAAACGACUUGAUGGUGCUGUGUAGAGAGGGUCUGUCUGGACGCUGUUACUGGGAGGUGGAGUGGAGUGGGCUGUGUGUUAUUACAGCAGUCUCAUAUAAAGACAUCAGCAGAACAGGGAGAAGUAAUACAUUUGGACUCAAUGACAAGUCCUGGAGUUUACACUACUAUGGUGAUGGUUUUUGGUUCAGACACAAUAGUGUUAGGACGAAAGUGCCAGGCCCUCAGUCCUCCAGAGUAGGAGUGUACCUGGACCACAAGGCAGGUACUCUGUCCUUCUACAGUGUCUAUGACACAAUAACCCUCCUCCACAGAGUCCAGACCACAUUCACUCAGCCACUCUAUCCUGGGUUUUCUGUUGAUUGUCUUUUCUCUGGUACUGCUGAGCUGGUUAAACUGUAGUGGGGUCCAUAUAGAUACUAGUCAUGCUGGUGUAGUCUAUAGCUGAGCUGGUUAAACUGUAGUGGGGUCCACAUAUAUUCUACUCAUGCUGGUGGUGAUGGUCCCCAGAUAUGAUGAUUCAUUCUGCUCUGUUUGUCUUUACAAAUGUUUUUUUUCUGACUGAUUUGAUCUUCAAAGAUUUCAUCCAUUAAAAUAAAUUGUUUUAA
Messenger RNA from Salvelinus fontinalis (brook trout), 1903 nucleotides. Its product is annotated as tripartite motif-containing protein 16-like. Gene Ontology annotation, molecular function: zinc ion binding; protein binding. Lineage: Eukaryota; Metazoa; Chordata; Actinopteri; Salmoniformes; Salmonidae. The transcript has 6 exons. The record is from RefSeq and is a predicted model, not a curated record. Bases 42 to 1697 code for a protein of 551 amino acids.